This is a messenger RNA of Prorocentrum cordatum, 1269 nucleotides long. Lineage: Eukaryota; Dinophyceae; Prorocentrales; Prorocentraceae. The record is from the annotation of a GenBank genome assembly.
AUGGUGCUCUUAACGCAGAAAGAGUUGUUCGACGCAGUGUCUGCCAAAUUUCCGGAUCUCCUCACCAAACCUGUGCAUCGCCCCCUGCGGCUCACGAGCCCGCUGUACAAGAUGCAGCUGCAGGAGAAGACAGAUCUGUUCAAGUCGGCGCUCCAGGGAAUGCUCGCCGACAUCAGCAGCGGCAAGGAUGCGAUGGAGGUGGCGUACGACACUGAGCGCUCCAGGCUGUGGUCCUUCGGGCUCCAGCCGAUGUGGGAGGUCAGCUCGGACAAGCAGCAGUCGAGGCUGCUGGGCACGGAGAGCCUCGUGGCGCUGCACAGCAGCUCGUGGGCCGUGGGCCUCAUCCUGGACGUCCUGGACCACCUGCUCAACACCAAUGUCGAGGUCUACCUCCAGUUCAAGUUCCUGGAGAUCGAGGCGGCCAUCAGGGUUCUGGAGGUCUACCCGACCUUCCCCUCCAUCAGCGUGAACCUGCGGCCGUCCGAGUGGAUGAUGCCGGAGGUGCAGCGACGGGUGCUCGAGGCGUCUCACCGGGCGCCGGGGAGGCUCGCGUUCGAGUUAACGGAGUACACGCAGGAUGACCACUUCGUCCGCCUGUUCGGAGAGGAGGGCUCCCUCGCCCAGCGCCUGACCUCGACGCUGCUGCCAGUGCUCCGCCGCCUGAGAGAGGAGGGCGUCACCCUGGUGGCCGACGACCUGCUGCCCGGCGGCGUGUACCGCUACGAGAGCGAGGCCGCGCGCCGGGAGGGGCGCCGCCUCACGGACCACCACGCCACGGAGAGCGGCCUGGUGCUGUCGGACGAGUGGGCGGACGUAUUUCACGGCGUCAAGUUCGGCCUGGAGUGGGUCAUUCAUUCGAUGGCGAUCACGAAAAGCAUCGGCGCGGACUACGCGGCUGUGCCUCUGUACGCCCGCAACGUCAAGGACAACCCCGCCUACGUGGCGGCCGUGACCGACGGCCACGUGCCAGAGGAGGAGGCGGACCGGCUGCUGGCCCUGCAGGCGCUGCAGGAGGCCGCGGCGGCGGCGUUGCGGGACGCGCUGGAGAAGAUGAAGAGGCGGUCCUUCUCUCUCCUGCCGGUGUUCGAGGGCACGGUGCCGCACGGCGCCGCCGCCUCUUGGGGCCUCGAGGGCGUCGCGAGGGAGCAGGGCGGCAUGCUCUUCGAGGCCAGGUUCCCCCCCGCCUGGUUCUACGGCAGAAUACCAGACACACCUCACGCGCGGGUUCCCUCGGAUUCUCCCUGCAAGAGGCGUCUGCCGACGCAGUGA